Molecule: messenger RNA, 3348 nt
Organism: Chlorella variabilis
Lineage: Eukaryota; Viridiplantae; Chlorophyta; Trebouxiophyceae; Chlorellales; Chlorellaceae
Exons: 9
Coding region: 1-3348 (1115 amino acids)
Molecular function (GO): DNA-binding transcription factor activity
Source: RefSeq, a predicted model, not a curated record
AUGCGGCAUGGGAGCGCGAGCGUGUACACAGCAGACAUAACGUAUGAGGACCUUAAGGCCCGGUUCACAAUGCCGAGCCAGAAAGCUGCCGAGUCGUUGGGCGUGGGCCUGACCAUCUUCAAGCGGCUGUGCCGCCGCUUCGGGCUGCAGAAGUGGCCGUACCGCCAGCUGCUCAAGCAGCAGCGGGAGGGCAAGCGGCGGGGUGGGGGGCACCACCACCAGGACUACAGCUGCAGUGACGCCACCAGCGAGGAGGAGGAGGGCGGCAGCGAGGCGGAAACAGAGUCAGAAUGGGAGGGGAAGGCGGCGGCGGCGAACGGCCGGGCAGGGUCGAACCGGCAGGCCGGGAAGCGCCGGAAGGUGUCCGCCGCGCCACCGCCAGCCGCCGCCCCGCAGCCGCAGCCGCAGCCUGCUGCCGCGCCCGACUGGGGCGCCUGGCAGCAGCAGCAGGCGGCGGCGGCGACGGCUUCGGCUUCGGCGCAGGCGCAGGCGCCCGGCGUCUCGCCCUGGGCGCUGCCGCCGCAGGGGGUGCCGCCGCAGGCGCAGGGGCUGACGGGCGGCGCGCAGCUGUACCACGCGGCCGAGCCCAUCACCACAGGGGGACCCGGCUGGGACGGCGGCUUCUCCCGCUUCCAGCACCGCCCCGGCGCGCCGCCCAGCUGGCAGCCGCAGCCGGGCCCCGGGCUGGCGGCCGCCGCGGCGCGCGGCCCCGCGCCCACGGGCGGCGGCGGCGGCGGGGCGGCGGGGCCGCUGGGUGCGCCGCCCGGGGUGGGGGCCCCGCUGCAAGGCCCAGUCAAGACGGAGGCCGGCGAGGCUGCCCUGCAAGACGGCGCCGCUGGCGGCAGCUUCCACUCUCUGUGGCAGGCGCUGGCACAAGACUGUGCCCCCGCAGACGGCCGCCAGGCGCUGCUGCGCCGGGAGCGGCAGCAGGAGGCGGCCCUGGGGGAAAUGCGGGAGCAGCUGCUGAGGCAGUACACUGGGGGGGCGGCGCCGCACGAGGCGCUGCCGCCGCCGCCGCUGACUGCAGACCGCUCCCAGCACCAGCAGGAGCGGCAGCAGCAGGAGCGGGGGCAGGGCCAGCUGAUCCGCCCCAAGCCGCUGCUGCCGCCGGUGGCGCUGCCGCCGGCCGCGGCGGGCGCGGGCAGCGGCGGCAGCGCGGGCGUCACCACCACCAGCGCCAGCAGCCAGGAGGCGCUGCUGCCGCUCAGGCCGCUCACGGGCUCCCUCUCGUCCGCCUUUCUGGACAGCCUGCUGCUGCCGUACGCCUCGAUGGCGGCCACCCCCGGCGCCGGCAUCACGCCCACCAGCCGGGGCGCCGCCGCGGCGCACGACGCGGCUGGCCUGGGCCUGCCCGCCUGGGCCGCGCCGCCCGCGGGCGGCGGGGGCGCCGCCGCCGACCUCGGCGCCGCGGCCGCCCUGCCGCGCAGCAGCAGCUCCUGGUGGGCUCUCGACUCCCCCAUCAGCAACGCCCUGGCCACGCCUCGGUCCCUGGAGCCGCAGCAGCACGUGGCAGCGCUAGCGCAGGAGCAGACCGCGCUGGCGCAGCAGGGGCUGGCGCUGUCGCAGCUGAUCGGCGGCCUGAAGCGCGAGAUCGCCAGCAUCGAGCAGCGCUCGGCACAGCUGGCAGAGGAGGCUGCGCGCGCUCGGCGCGCGGCGGCGGCGGCGGCCGGCGACGACCAGCAGGCGCGGCGCCUCGCCGCGCUGCGCCGCCUGGCGGGGGAGCAGCAGCGGCAGCUGGAGACGCUGCAGGCGCAGCAGGCGUCCAAGCGGGACCUCACCCCUCCCGAAGCCGCCGUGCUGUCGCAGCUGAUUGCCGGGAUCAGGCGGGAGGUGGGGGAGACGCGGGCGAGCCUGGAGGCGGCGGAGCGGGCGGCGCAGCGCGCGGCGCAGCACGCGCAGCACGCGCAGCACGCCGCGGCGGCGGCGCAGGCGCAGCAGGCGCGCUCCCAGCAGGCGCUCUCGCAGCAGCAGGCGCCGGCUCAAUCCCACCACUCCCACCACUCCCAGCAGGGGCAGCAGGCGCAGCAGCAGGCGCCGGGCCCGCAGCAGGCGCAGCUGGCGAGCGGCGCCGCCGCGGCGGAGGGCCAGGGCUGGGGCAGCGGCGGCCUGUCAAGCCCAUCCACCGCUGUCGCCUUCCCUCGCCCCGACAGCCUGCCUAUGAGCGCCGCCACCGAGACCGCCAGCGGCGGCAGCGGCGGCGGCGCGGCCAGCGGCUCGCCCGUGACGCGCGCGGCCAGCGGCGGCGCCGCCGCCGUCGUCGGCGACCACCCCACGGCCUGGCGCCCGCCGCAGCCGCCGCAGGCGGGCGACGAGGAGGGCGAGCUGCGCGCCUAUGCCGCCGCAGUGAAGAAGCAGCGCGCGGCGGCGCAGCUGCACUCGCUGCUGCACCAGGCCCCCGCGCCCGACGCCAGCUGGCGCCAGCUGGUGCAGUCGCAGAUGGGCAAGCUGCUCAAGGCGGCCGCCGCUGCGCCGGCCGCCGCCGCCGCGCAGCCCGCCGCCGCCGCGCAGCCCGCCGCCGUGCUGGCCGCUGGCGGUCUCGGUGGCGCCGCAGACGCGGAGGCGGAGGCCGGCCCCGGCAGCGGCAGCGGCCUGACGCCGGCCACCCCCUCUGAGCACGACGGCUUGGUGGGAGGGGAGGCCGGCGAGGCUGCUGCUGCGGCGGCUGCGGCUCUGGCGGGAGGCCCUGGCGACGCCGCCGGCGACGAGCCUGCGGGCGAGGACGACGCCGCCACCGCCUUUUUGGCUCGCAUGACCGCGGUGCACUGCCUGCAGCAGCGGCUGGCGGCGCGCAACGCGCAGCGGCGGCAGCGGGCGAUGGCGCAGGCGCAGGCGCGCUUCGGCCAGCUGCAGCAGCAGCAGGAGGCUGACAUGGAGCGGCAGGCCAGCGAGGGGCGCCUGGCGGCCGCCUCCCGCAUGCAGCCGCCCUCAGAGCUGCUCGCAGACCCUGCCCUGCCGCCGGCGGCGGCCGAGGAGCGCGUGGCGGGCCCGCGGGCAGAGGCGCGCUCGCCGCCGUCGCGGGAGGCCGCCGCGACGGCGGCGGCAGCGGCGGCGGCCCCGGCAGGGCAGCCCGGCGACAGCCCCGCCAGGGAGCGGGCGCGGGGCGAGGGCGAGCCGCAGGUGCGGCAGGUGCCGGCGCCGUCGCUGCCACGAGAGCCGGAGCUGUCGCUUGCCUACCAGCUGCCAGCCAUGCAGCACGGCUCCGCCCCGCCACAGCAGCAGGCGGCGGCGGCGGCCGGCGCGCGGCCAAGCCCGACCCCGAGCUCGAAGCAGAAGCAGGAGCAGCGGGAGGAGCGGCAGGCGGCGGCCGCUGGCGGAGAAAGCGACGCUGCCAAGCCGCGCGACGCAUGA